Messenger RNA from Phalaenopsis equestris, 1174 nucleotides. RefSeq names its product heavy metal-associated isoprenylated plant protein 35-like. The transcript is spliced from 3 exons. Gene Ontology annotation, molecular function: metal ion binding. NCBI's taxonomy places the organism in Eukaryota, Viridiplantae, Streptophyta, Magnoliopsida, Asparagales, Orchidaceae. The record is from RefSeq and is a predicted model, not a curated record. The coding region runs from base 87 to 965 and encodes 292 amino acids.
AUCUCACCGUUUAAGCGUUCCCCAAAGUCCCUUUUCCUCUCUCCUUCGCCUCCUCCUCCUCCAUCUGCCCCCUUUAAGCUCUUUUCAUGGCUUCUGGACCAGAAGGAACGGAGCCGUUGAACUGCAAGACAUGGGUGUUGAAGGUCUCAAUCCACUGUGGAGGAUGCGAGAGAAAAAUCAAAAGAAUUCUUCAUAAAAUCAAAGGAGUUUAUGAUAUUGAAAUCGAUGCAAACCAGAACAGAGUAACGGUAACCGGCAACAUCGACGGUGAAUCCCUGGUUCAAAAACUGCUAAAAUACGGCAAGCACGCCGAGCUGUUGACGGAGAAGAGUCCCACCCCCGCCACCUCCGCCGCGAAAAUUGAAUCCAACGGCAAGGAGAAAGCAGUCCCGGCGGCCACCGCACCAGAAACAGAGGAGAAAAAGCAAUCUGAAAAGGGGAAAGCAGUAAUUCAGUCACCGGAGAUCCCGCCGGCAGCCACCACCGUCUCCGAUGAGAUCACUGCUCCUAAGCCUGAUACUGAUUCAAAAUCACAACCGGAGAAGAUCAGCUCCGUGAAGGCGGUGCCAGCCAGCGAUACAGAGAACAAGAAGAAGGAGAAGGAAGUCAAGGGAGAAGAAAGCAGGGUAAAUGAACGGGAGAUUUCCGGCACCGUGAGCACCGCCGGCGUGAAUUCUCCUCAAUUUCCGGCGAACAUCUCGCCGUUGUACGCUACAGCGAGCUAUCACACAGCUCAUCCCAGCACAAGCCACGCUUACUACGCGGCGGCGCCGCCGGAGAUGGCUUCGAACUACGCUUACUACGACAACUCGCCGGCGGCGUCCUCUCCUCCUCCGGUGGGGUACUCGCCGCCGUAUUACUACUCGACAGAAUCGUACUACGGGUCGAUGGAGCAGCCGUCGACAUCGACGGAAUCUUAUGAUAUGUUCAACGAUGAGAACCCAAAUGCUUGCGAACUCAUGUGACAAUUUCGGUGGCGGAGGAGCGGCGGAGCAAGUUCGCCGGAGUUUUUUUAUUUUGUUGGGAUCAUCGGAAAUUGAUUUUCCGUUUUUUUUUGUUUUUUUGUUUUAUAUUUUUGUCUUUAAUGCUUGUAAGUUAAUAAAGAUUUUUCGUGCAAGAAAGUGAAGUCUAGUGAUCGGGUCCACACAUUAAUCACCAAUUUUAGUCCAUUUCG